Adineta ricciae is the source of this 576-nucleotide messenger RNA. NCBI's taxonomy places the organism in Eukaryota, Metazoa, Rotifera, Eurotatoria, Adinetida, Adinetidae. The record is from the annotation of a GenBank genome assembly.
AUGGGUCUUUUCCUUAGUCGAAUGUACGAAGUUCUCUCUUCAUUCAGCAAUGACAAACCAGCGCGACUUUUAAUGCUCGGUCUUGAUGCUGCUGGUAAAACGACAAUUUUGUACAAACUCAAACUCGACGAAAAUCUGCAAACCAUUCCUACCAUCGGAUUUAACGUUGAACAAAUCAGUCCAUGUCGUGGAGUAUCAUUUACUGUUUGGGAUGUUGGUGGUCAAGAAAAAAUUCGUCGCCUCUGGCAGCAUUACUAUCAAAACUCAGAUGGUUUAAUCUUCGUUGUAGAUAGUAGUGAUGCGGAACGAAUAAAUGAAGCUCGUGAAGAACUUCAUGGUAUUCUCUCUUCUUCAGAAAUGUCGACUGUACCUGUGGUUAUCCUUGCUAACAAACAAGAUUUACCAAUGGCAAUGAAACCUGCUGAUAUUGUUCAAAAACUCGAUAUGAAUUCCCUACGUGGUAAACACAAAUGGUUUAUUCAAGCUGCGUGUGCAACAACCGGUGAGGGUUUGAUCGAGGGAAUGCUCGAAAUGAGUAACCUCGUUAAACAACAUCGUAAAGAAACUGGUUAUUAA